Lactuca sativa (garden lettuce) is the source of this 999-nucleotide messenger RNA. RefSeq lists its product as uncharacterized. The record is from RefSeq and is a predicted model, not a curated record. Lineage: Eukaryota; Viridiplantae; Streptophyta; Magnoliopsida; Asterales; Asteraceae.
AUGAAUCUUGUGUUUCCUAAAGAUAAAUUUUCUAGACAUUUUUCUUAUGCAUUUUAUACUAGAAAGUUAAAUAAUGGUUUGUCACAGAGACUUAAAGAACAUGAAAAUAGUAAUGAACAUUUUGUUUGUAUGAGUCAUUGGAAUGAAGCAAAACUAAGAUUAGAUAAAAACCUUACAAUUGAUAAUGAAUUACAACAAGAAAUAAUAAAAGAAAAAGAACGGUCUAAUGAAAAACUUUUUCAAGAUAACAAUGGUAACUUUUUAGGAGUAAUCCAAAUGAUGGUUGAAUAUGAUGGUAUAAUGCAAGAUCAUAUAAGAAGAAUUGAAAAUAAUGAAACUCAUCAUCAUUAUCUUGGCUAUAAAAUUCAAAAUGAACUAAUUUCUCUUUUAGAUGCAUUGAAAUUGUUAGAUCUUAAUGUGGAUGAUAUAAGGGGUCAAGGUUAUGAUAAUGGGUCUAAUAUGAAAGGAAAACACCAAGGGGUUCAAAAAAUAAUGCUUGAAAUUAAUCCUAGAGCUUUAUAUAUGCCUUGUGUUUGCCAUAGUCUUAACCUUACGGUUAGUGAUAUGGCACUUUCUUGUGAAAAAUUGCAAUCUAAAUCUAUUUGUAUCGAUACUACUAUUAACCAAAUAGAAAAUAUUAUGAAGUUUUUUGAAAAUUAUAGAAAUGAAGGUUUUACAUCAAGUAUGAAUAUUGCUAAAACUAUUGCACUAGAUAUGGGUGUAGAGCCUAUAUUUCCAUCAAAACGUCGUAUUGUUAGAAAAAAAAACAAUUUGAUGAAAUCAUUAAGUGAAAGUGAACUUAAAGAAAGUUGUAUAAAGUUUGCUACUACUUUUUCUAAAGAAAAUGUUUCUGAUGUGGAUUCAAGUGAACUUUUUUCAGAAUUGAAAGUGUUGAAAAUGACUUUACCUAAUGAUAUAAAUUCCGUUGUUGAAAUUUUAGAGUUUGUUAAAGUUGUUGAUUGUUACCCAAAUACUUUUUUGCAUAUAACAUUUUGUUAA